Mya arenaria is the source of this 2675-nucleotide messenger RNA. RefSeq names its product collagen alpha-3(VI) chain-like. The record is from RefSeq and is a predicted model, not a curated record. Lineage: Eukaryota; Metazoa; Mollusca; Bivalvia; Myida; Myidae. The transcript is spliced from 16 exons. The coding region runs from base 72 to 2675 and encodes 867 amino acids.
UACUUAAAUGUACGUGUUUUAAUCGCAGGUAGUGACUAGAUCAGGCGUUUCAGAUCACAUUGAAAACAAAAAUGAAUAAAAGGCCGAUGUGGACUAUAGCUACACUCUUGGUGUGUUAUUACCAUGUUAUCGGUGCUAGAGGCUCAGACGUAGUGUUUGUGCUAGAUGGAUCAGGAAUCAUGGGAGAAGACAUGUUCAACAAGGGGAAAGAUCUUAUUGUACAGUUUGUUAAGUCUGUCACUAUUGGACCCAGCGACGUACAAGUGGGCCUAUAUAUUAACGAGUUCUUUCAUUUCGUUUUGAACACUUACAAUUCGGGUAACGAUGUCAUAGCAAAAUUAAACAACAUAAGUUAUCCGUCAGCACCUGAACAACAUGUAUGGCGUGCUUUGGAGUAUAUUAGAUGGUCAAUGUUCUGGGCUUAUAGCGGGAAGAGGUUCAACGUUUCGUCUUACAUCAUCUUCAUUUCAGACGGCAGUGGCAUUGAGGAAUACAUUAAUGAAGACGUCCUCGAUAUGAGUAAAAAAGGAGUGAUUUUUUACGGUGUAUGGAACGGAAACUUUAAGGUUUCCUCUUUUUCGGCUAAUUUCGACCUGAGAUCCGUUGAAGUGAGCGUUAUUGCCGGGAACAUCGCUGCUAGUGUAACCAAUACACAACAAGGUGAAGAUAUCGUGUUUCUCGUGGAUGGCUCCAGCAACGAAGUAGUUGAAAUUUCGUGGAAUUUCAUAUGUGGGUUUGCUAACUACCUUUCUAUUGGUCCUCAGUCGAACCAAAUUGGACUAAUAUAUUACACAAAUUUUACCGAUGGUUACUUCUAUUUGGACAAGUACACAUCUGACGACUUAGAUACAUUGAUAUCACCCUGUGGGUUUGGUUCCACUAACAUUGAAAAUUCCAAAAUGGCAUUUCAGUUCAUCAUAUACGAUAUGUUUGCUUUGAACAAUGGUAAACGAUUUAAUACAGAUACAAACAUCAUUGUCCUAUCUGAUGGUGAAUCUACUUAUGAUUCGCCACCUGAGGCAAAUACGUUGAAGGAAAAGGGUGUGACGAUAUUUACGAUAGGAACGAAUAUUCAUAGCAACCUUUCAUUCUUACAAACGUUGGCAUCGAGCAGCAAACAUCACUUCUCAUUGUACGGGCGUCAGGAUAUUGACGUUAUAAAGGACAUACUGGCCAUUGCAGGCAUAGGAUACAGCCUUCCCGUAACGGAACCGGACUGUUACACGGAUCCAGUUUCUGGCGAAGAAAUCGUGUUUCUCGUGGAUGGCUCGAGUAGUAUGGGUUACGAAGGAUUUGAAAGGUCGUGGAAUUUUAUAUGUUCGUUUGCUGGCUACCUUAGCAUUGGACCUCUCGCGAAUCAAAUUGGUUUAAUAGCGUACACAAAUAUUACCGGAGGUUACUUCCUUUUGAACGAGUAUACAUCCGAAGAAACGUUGAUUGCAGCACUAUCAUCACGUCGGUUAAGUUACGCUUACUCCGCCAAAACUUCUCAAUCGACCUUUAGGUGCAUUGACAACAACUUAUUAACAUUCUGCAGCGGGAAACGUUUACUCACAGAAGCAAACAUAAUUGUUCUUUCUGAUGGAUCUGUUAACGAAACGUAUGAGGCAGAUGUUUUGAAGGCAAAAGGGGUGACGAUAUUCAGUGUCCAAGUGACAAGCCAAAGCGACUCAUCAUAUUCACAAACGUACGCCUCUAGCAGCGAACACCACUUUUCGUUGUACGAAAACGAUACGACUGACGUUAUAAAGGCCAUCCUGAACAUGGCAGACAUAGAAUACACUAUUCCCAUAACGGCGCCAAACUGUAUACCAGUUUCUGGAGAGGAUUUUGUGUUCCUGAUUGAUGGUUCUUCCAGUAUGGGCUACGGGGGAUUUCGAAUGUCGUUGAAUUUCAUAUGUUCGUUUGCUGGCUCGAUUACCACAGGACCUUACUCCAAUCAAAUCGGUGUUGUAAUUUAUACUGACAAUACCAUAAAGACAAUCCCUAUGAAUGAUUAUAAAUCUGAUGACAUGGCAUCUCUUCGGUUUCCUUGUUCUAGCAGCAAAAACUUAACAACGGCUCUUCUUCAUGUCCAAAGUGAUAUGCUUACUCCGUGCCGUGGUAAACGAUUAAACGUUCAUACAAACAUAAUUGUCCUCUCUGAUGGUGAAUCUACUCACGAAUCGCUAGAUGAGGCAUACAAGUUGAAGGAAAAGGGUGUGACGAUCUUCACCUUGGAAACGAAUGCCCAUAGCAAUUCUUUAGCUUUACAAAUGUUGUCAUCGAGCAGAAAACAUCACUUGGAGUUAUACAAAACUGAAAAGAGGGACGUUAUAAAGACAAUCCUGGACAUUGCAGGCAUAGAAUACAGUUUUCCCAUAUUGGCACCAGACUGUCCUCACGGAAUUGACAUGAUCACGAUUGUAUUGGGUUCUGUAUUACCUUUAGUUGCAACAAUCAUUGGCGGUUUAGUCUUGUACAAAUUGUGGAAAACAAAUAAGCCAAAGCCUCCAGAAAACUGUGACAUGGCUCCUCUUGGUUGCUACACAUGGGAUCUGCUGCUUGUUGUUGAUCAGAAGGACGCCGCCAUGGUGCUGUCUGAGUCAGUCAUACACACACUAAGAACUUUGAGGCCAAGACAGGGUAUAAAACGAACGGAUAACAUGAAUGAACAUGUGUAUGGAGUGGAAUGA